Molecule: messenger RNA, 669 nt
Organism: Candidozyma haemuli
Lineage: Eukaryota; Fungi; Ascomycota; Pichiomycetes; Serinales; Metschnikowiaceae
Gene: PRX1
Product: thioredoxin peroxidase
Exons: 1
Coding region: 1-669 (222 amino acids)
Biological process (GO): cellular response to oxidative stress; cell redox homeostasis; cellular oxidant detoxification
Cellular component (GO): cytosol; mitochondrion
Molecular function (GO): peroxiredoxin activity
Source: RefSeq, a predicted model, not a curated record
AUGUCCUCCGAAAAGACCACCUUGAGAUUGGGCUCCACCGCCCCAGACUUCACCUCCGAGACCUCCAACGGUCCAAUUUCUUUCCACGAGUUCAUUGGUGACUCCUGGGCCAUUCUCUUCUCCCACCCAGACGACUUUACUCCAGUUUGUACUACUGAGUUGGGUGCUUUUGCCAAGUUGCAGCCAGAGUUCGAGAAGAGAAACACCAAGCUCAUUGGUUUGUCUGCCAACGGUACCGAGUCCCACAAGGCUUGGAUCAAGGACAUUGACGAGAUCACUGGCUCUCAAUUGACCUUCCCAAUCAUUGCCGACCCAGAGAGAAAGGUUGCUCACGCUUACGACAUGAUUGACUACCAGGAUGCCACCAACAUCGACAACAAGGGUGUUCAGUUCACCAUCAGAUCUGUUUUCAUCAUUGACCCAGCCAAGAAGAUCAGAUUGAUCUUGUCUUACCCAGCUUCUACCGGUAGAAACACCGCUGAGGUCUUGAGAGUGUUGGACUCUUUGCAGACUGGUGACAAGCACAGAGUGACCACCCCAAUCAACUGGGUUCCAGGUGACGAUGUCAUUGUCCACCCAACUGUGUCUAACGAGGAGGCCAAGACUUUGUUCCCUAAGUUCCGUAUCAUCAAGCCAUACUUGCGUUUGACCCCAUUGGAGAAGCAGUAA